Molecule: messenger RNA, 1014 nt
Organism: Anisakis simplex (herring worm)
Lineage: Eukaryota; Metazoa; Nematoda; Chromadorea; Rhabditida; Anisakidae
Source: the annotation of a GenBank genome assembly
AUGAAUUGUUUACAGCUGAUCUUCGCCGGCGAAUACACAAAGGCGAUGAAUAAGGACUGGCACAGUGAUCAUUUCUGUUGUUGGCAGUGUGAUGGUACGCUAACUGGACAGCGAUACAUCCUCAGGGAUGAACAUCCGUACUGUAUCAAAUGCUAUGAGGAUGUAUUUGCAAACACAUGCGAUGAAUGUGCUAAACCAAUCGGUAUUGACUCUAAGCACAUUGUGAGCAACGAUGUCGUUGCAUCAAAAGUUAUCUAUACCACUCCCGUGCUUGUCUCGGCAUCGAUACAGCAUUGUGCUAAAUGUAGAUCGGAUUUGUCGUACAAAGAGAAGCAUUGGCAUGAGGAUUGCUUUCUCUGCAAUAUGUGCAAAAUAUCACUGGUUGACAAGCCUUUUGGUAGUAAGAAUGAUCGCAUAUUUUGCUCAAAUUGCUAUGAUCAGGCGUUUGCGACCCGAUGUGACGGCUGUAACGAGAUCUUUAGAGCUGGAAUGAAAAAAAUGGAAUAUAAAGGUAAGCAAUGGCAUGAUAAGUGCUUCUGUUGUGCUCUUUGCAAGACACCGAUUGGCACUAAAAGCUUCAUUCCGAAGAACGAAGAGGUUUACUGCGCUACAUGCUACGAAGAAAAGUUCGCUACGAGAUGUUCAAAGUGCAAAAAGGUGAUAAGCACGGGUGGUGUCACCUACAAGAACGAACCUUGGCAUCGGGAAUGCUUUUGUUGUACAAACUGCAAUACGUCAUUAGCUGGACAGAGAUUCACAUCGAAAGACGAUAAACCUUAUUGUGCCAAUUGCUAUGGUGAACUGUUUGCAAAACGCUGCAAUGCAUGUGUUAAACCUAUCACCGGUAUUGGUGGUGCAAAAUUCAUUUCAUUCGAAGAUCGUCAUUGGCAUAAUGAUUGCUUCAUAUGUGCACAAUGUUCAACGUCAUUGGUUGGUAAAGGCUUUAUUACUGAUGGUGCAGACAUUCUGUGUCCUGAAUGUGCUAAGGCCAGGCUCAUGGCUGCCAAUUCCUAA